Meriones unguiculatus (Mongolian gerbil) is the source of this 3068-nucleotide messenger RNA. It is a transcript of the gene Cog1, whose product is annotated as component of oligomeric golgi complex 1. The record is from RefSeq and is a predicted model, not a curated record. Lineage: Eukaryota; Metazoa; Chordata; Mammalia; Rodentia; Muridae. The transcript has 15 exons. Gene Ontology annotation, cellular component: COG complex; Golgi apparatus. Bases 48 to 2864 code for a protein of 938 amino acids. Gene Ontology annotation, biological process: intra-Golgi vesicle-mediated transport.
GCGGGGCGGCAGGCGGAAGCGGCCGGCCGAUCUCUGGCUUUGGCGCCAUGGCGGCCACGGCCGCCUCCCCCGCGCUGAAGCGGCUGGACCUGCGCGACCCCAACGCGCUCUUCGAGACUCAUGGAGCGGAGGAAAUCCGCGGGCUGGAGCGCCAGGUUCGGGCCGAGAUCGAGCACAAGAAGGAAGAGCUGCGGCAGAUGGUGGGCGAGCGGUACCGCGACCUGAUCGAGGCGGCCGACACCAUCGGCCAGAUGCGCCGCUGCGCGGAGGGGCUGGUGGACGCUGUGCAGGCCACCGAUCAAUACUGCGCCCGCCUCCGCCAGGCUGGCUCCGCGGCGCCCCGGGGGCCGCGAGCCCCGCAGCCACAGCCAUCGUCGGAGAAAUUCUACAGCAUGGCUGCCCAGAUUAAGCUGUUGUUAGAAAUCCCUGAGAAGAUCUGGAGCUCCAUGGAAGCCUCCCAGCAUCUCCAGGCCACACAGCUCUACCUGCUCUGCGGCCACCUGCACAGCCUGCUCCAGCUGGACUCCUCUAGCUCCAGAUACAGCCCCAUUCUCUCGAGAUUCCCCAUACUCAUCCGGCAGGUGGCAGCAGCCAGCCACUUCCGGUCAACUAUUUUGCAUGAGAGCAAGAUGCUGCUCAAAUGCCAGGCUGUGUCGGACCAGGCUGUGGCUGAGGCCCUCUGUUCCAUAAUGCUCUUGGAGGAGAGUUCUCCCCGCCAAGCCCUCACGGACUUCCUGCUGGCCAGAAAGGCAACAAUUCAGAAGCUUCUGAAUCAGCCUCACCAUGGUGCUGGCAUCAAGGCCCAGAUUUGCUCUUUGGUGGAGCUGCUGGCUACUACCCUGAACCAAGCCCAUGCGCUUUUCUACACUCUACCGGAAGGUGUGCUGCCAGACCCAUCUCUGCCCUGUGGCUUACUCUUCUCUACCUUGGAGACAAUCACCAGCCAGCAGCCCACUGGAAAAGGCAUCAGUGUCCUGCAUGGGGAGAUGAAGCUGUGCAGCUGGUUCAGGCACCUUCCAGCCUCCAUUACAGAAUUCCAGCCAGUGCUUCGGACUCUGGCACAUCCCAUCAGCCAGGAGUACCUGAAAGACACGCUACAGAAAUGGAUCGACAUGUGCAAUGAAGACAUUAAAAAUGGGAUCAGCAACCUGCUGCUGUACGUGAAAAGCAUGAAAGGUCUCGCAGGCAUCAGAGAUGCCAUAUGGGAUUUGCUUAGCAACGAGUCUGCCAGUCACAGCUGGGAGGUGGUGUGUGGGCGGCUCCUGGAGAAGCCACUCUUGUUCUGGGAGGACCUGAUGCAGCAGCUCUUCCUGGACCGCUUACAGACACUGACCAGAGAAGGCUUUGAGUCCAUCUCCAACAGCUCCAGAGAGCUUCUAGUCUCAGCUUUGCAGGAACUUGAGACCAGCAACCCCACAUCGAAUAAGCACGCUCACUUCCAGCACAACAUGUCUCUCUUCCUCUGGUCUGAGAGUCCCAAUGACCUGUCUUCCGAUGCUGCCUGGGUCAGCGUGGCAAACCGAACCCAGUUUGCCAAUAGUGGCCUCUCCAUGAAAGCCCAGGCAGUCAGCCCUUGUGUACAGAACUUCUGUUCUGCCCUGGAUUCCAAGCUGAAGGUUAAACUGGAUGACCUCCUGGCCUACCUUCCCUCCAGUGACAUGCCACAGCCCAAGGACCCCACCGCCACACAGCAGGCUAAGAGCCCUGCCUUUGACAGAUAUGCAGAUGCCGGGACUGUGCAGGACAUGCUGCGGACUGAGUCCGUGGCCUGCAUCAAGUCGCUUGUGGGCUGCAUCCAGGCAGAGCUGCAGACUAUUGAAGAAGCCACACAAGACCAGAAGGCUAUCCUUCACGGCACCAAACUGCAGGCAGUCCUCUUCAUGGCCAGACUCUGCCAGUCCCUGGGAGAACUGUGCCCUCACCUGAAGCAGUGUAUUGUGGGAAAGUGUGGCAGCUCUGAAAAGCCUGCAAGGGAGGCGAGGGCUCUGAGAAGGCAGGGAAAGGGGAAAGCUCAAGAUGCGCUCCCUGUGCAGGGCCAGUGGCAGGAAGUGAAGGAAAUUCUGCUCCAACAAAGUGUGGUGGCCUACCGGGUCUGGAGCUCAGCGCUUGUGAAAUUUCUGAUCUGUGGAUUCACUCAAUCAUUGCUUUUAAGUGAUGCUGGCUCAAUCCUGGCCACUGCCACCAACUGGGAUGAACUAGAAAUCCAAGAGGAGACAGAGUCUGGCAGCAGCAUCACAUCCAAGAUCCGCCUGCCUACUCAGCCGUCCUGGUAUGUACAGUCCUUCCUGUUUGGCUUAUGCCAGGAAGUUAAUCGGGUUGGAGGCCAUGCCUUGCCAAAGGUGACCCUGCAGGAGAUGCUGAAGACCUGCAUGGCCCAAGUCAUAGCUGCCUAUGAGAAGCUCACAGAGGAAAAACAGAUAAAGAAAGAAGGGAUAUUUCCCAUGACCCAGAAUCGAGCCCUGCAGCUCCUCUAUGACCUGCGCUACCUCAACAUCGUUCUGACCAGCAAGGGGGAGGAGGUAAAGAGUGGCCGGAGCAAGCCAGACUCCAGAAUUGAGAACGUGACUGACAGGCUGGAGGCCCUCAUCGACCCUUUUGACCUGGAUGUUUUCACACCACAUCUCAACAGCAACCUUAACCGUCUGGUGCAGCGGACUUCUGUUCUGUUUGGAUUAGUUGCUGGUACAGAGAAUCAGUUUGCCUCCCGAAGCAGCACAUUCAACUCCCAGGAACCCCAUAACAUACUGCCACUAGCCUCCAGUCAGAUAAGGUUUGGACUCCUUCCGCUGAGCAUGACAAGCACAAGAAAGGCAAAGGCAACCAGUAGAGGCAUCGAAACACAAGCCCAGGACGCCAUCCAUUAAGCCUGCCGGAGCCCUCCUGGGUUGGCCCCCCGGCACUCUCCAGAGUAGGUGACCCAGUGCAUCCUGGCUCCUUAUUCAGACAGCUCGCCAGUGAGGAGGAGGACUCGCCUGCACCAUCAUUAUUCAAGCUCACCUGGCUCUCUAGUAUGACGAAGUAGCAAUGCCCAGGCUCUCUAAUUAAAUACUACCACAUUGUUUUCCCUA